AUGCCUGCUCUUUGCGGAGGAUCUAAAACUGUUCAGCGAAAGCUGGUUCUCCUGGGUGAUGGUGCUUGCGGAAAGACUUCGUUGCUGAAUGUCUUUACGAGAGGCUAUUUCCCGACCGUCUACGAACCUACCGUUUUCGAGAAUUACGUUCAUGAUAUUUUUGUCGAUAAUGUCCAUAUCGAACUCUCCCUCUGGGACACAGCCGGUCAAGAGGAAUUCGACAGAUUACGAUCCCUAUCCUACGACGACACAGAUCUCAUCAUGCUCUGCUACUCGGUCGACAGCAAAGACUCGCUCGAAAACGUCGAAUCCAAGUGGGUAGGCGAAAUCGCCGACAACUGCCCCGGCACCAAACUCGUCCUCGUAGCACUAAAGUGCGAUCUCCGCGAACAAGGCGAAGAAGACGAAAACGCCGCCCCCGACGCUGCUGCUGCUGCUCCCCGCGAGAAGAAGCCCAUGAUCACUUAUGAUCAGGGUCUCGAGGUGGCGCGUCGCAUAGGUGCGCUGCGAUACCUCGAGUGCUCCGCCAUGAAGAACAGGGGCGUCAACGAGGCUUUCACCGAAGCUGCGCGCGUGGCUCUCAGCGUCAAGAAGGAUCGCGAGGAGAGCAAGUGCGUCAUCAUGUAA
Molecule: messenger RNA, 627 nt
Organism: Fusarium coffeatum
Lineage: Eukaryota; Fungi; Ascomycota; Sordariomycetes; Hypocreales; Nectriaceae
Exons: 5
Coding region: 1-627 (208 amino acids)
Biological process (GO): small GTPase-mediated signal transduction
Molecular function (GO): GTP binding; GTPase activity
Source: RefSeq, a predicted model, not a curated record